AUGGACGCCAUGUUUUCUCAAGCUCUCCUUCUGAUCGUAAUCAUUCUCUCUUUAUUUGCAGGAAGAGGCAUUGCAGACAAGGCUCAGGCGUUAUUUGUGUUUGGAGAGUCUUAUGCCGACACGGGAAAUCGCAAUCAAUACAAUCAAAGCGUAAACCAGUCAUGGAGACGACCAUACGGUUUGACCUGGCCUGGCUAUCCUGCAGGCAGAUUUUCUUCUGGAAAAAUCCAGACAGAUUUUUGGGGGGAUGUUUUAGGGCUUCCCGUUCCCAUAGCUUAUGAGCUGCUGAGAAGUCAUGGCGGUAAAGCAAAGACUAGACAAGGAGUGAAUUUUGCAGUGGGAGCAAGUGGAAUAUUUCAAGCCUUUGGUUUCAUAACAGUAGCACAACAGGUAAAGCAGUUUAAGGAGUUAAGUCAUGAGUUCGAUUCUCACAAGCUCUCACGGUCUGUAGUGCUUAUUUCGGUUGCUGGCAGUGACUACCGUGCAUUCCUUUCUGGAAGAAAUGGCUCUACUGAGGGACUGAUAGAUCUGGUGCAGCCUGUGGUUAAUGGGAUAAUCGAUGCUGUGAAAGAUUUGUAUGAAGUCGGACUUAGGAAUUUUGCAGUGAGUAAUACUGGUCAUUUUGGGUGCGAGCCUCAGAUUGGCAAGACAUCCUGCAAUUCCAACUUCGAUGAGCUUUUGGCUCUUCAUACCAGAUUACUGAGGGAGGGAGUUGAAAGCCUCAGAUCGAAUCACAAGGAUUUGUCUAUCAUAAUUACAGACUUGGUGUCUGCAACUAAUUAUGUUUUCUCCAAUCCUCAACAAUUUGGUUUUGAGGAUUUGUUCGUUCCUUGUUGUGCUCAGAAAGGCGGGAUUAAUCUGUGUGGAGAGGUGGACGAAGUAGGAAGGGCAUUAUAUGAAGUGUGUUCUGACGUAGCUAAAAAGUUCUUCUGGGAUUUUGUGCAUCCAACGCAGAGAGGAUGGCAUGCGAUUAUGUCGCUCUACAGUAACGGAGUGAAAGGGGAGAAUACCAGAAUCAGUUUUAUUGAGGGAGCGCCAAACAUUAUUAAAGCAAUCAGUAAUGUUGAGGAGAUCAUCAAUGCCCAACGUAAUAGCUUCCAAAUCUUGGAAAACAGAGUUGGGGCUACUAAGAAAAGGCUAGAAGAGGUUGAGAAUAAGCGUAAAAAUAUUGGGGAGCAGAGUCAUAAGAUCUUAAAGGCCGCCUCUGAAAGCAUGAAGGUUUUUUUCAGCAAGCUUGAUAGUGAUUAA
Molecule: messenger RNA, 1248 nt
Organism: Cryptomeria japonica (Japanese cedar)
Lineage: Eukaryota; Viridiplantae; Streptophyta; Pinopsida; Cupressales; Cupressaceae
Product: GDSL esterase/lipase At5g03610
Exons: 6
Coding region: 1-1248 (415 amino acids)
Molecular function (GO): hydrolase activity, acting on ester bonds
Source: RefSeq, a predicted model, not a curated record